GGCGCGCCCGACUUAAAGCAACGCGUUGUCCAGUGUUGAUGUGUCGCAGAUUUUAAAAAGUGAGAGAGACAGACAGCUGGAGUUUGGUGCGCAGAGCCUCAGCGCAUAAAACAAGUGUAGAGUCCCGGAGCGGAUAGCGGUGGCGGACAUACUUUGAGCCUCUUCCCGCUGCUCUUUAGCUGUUUUGGAUUUCAGUUCCUCAAGAAAACAACAUAGACCCAGUUUGCGUCCUGUUCGGUGCGUGCUGAGCUGCGCGCGGCGAUGGAGCUGUCAUCAAUAGGAGACCAAGUGUUUGCAGUUGAAUCAAUAACUAAGAAGAGAGUCCGGAAGGGUAAUGUGGAGUACCUACUGAAAUGGCAGGGUUGGCCCCAAAAGUACAGUACUUGGGAGCCGGAGGACAAUAUUUUGGACCCACGUCUGGUCUUGGCCUACGAAGAGAAUCAGGAGAAGCUCAGAGCUCUGGCCUAUCGCAGGAAAGGUCUCCGACCGAGGAGGCUCGUCCUGCGGAAUAUCUUUGCAAUGGACCUCCGCAGCGCCAACAAGAUCUCGGAGAAACCCCCUCCUCGGCUGCGCCUCUCUCUCACCCGCUCCAUGAGCACCGACGUAGACCACGGUGAGAGGGGGAGCAUGUACCACCGCCAGGUCAGGAGGAAGGCUAAGCAGAGGGUGUCCAAACGGAGGCCUGAGGGGACCUCCAAUAAAAUAAUACGUCCUGUGAGGAAGAAGGAGGAGGAGGAGGUGAUGGAGGAGGACUGGGAAGGCAUCAGUGAGGAGGAGAAGCAGGAGUCUGAGUGCACCACUGAGGACAGAUGUGAAGGCAGUUUAUACGGUCAGUCAGAAUGCAGUUCCCCUCCCUUACUGGAGCGACAAGACUUGGAGAUGGAGCUAGAGGAGAGGGUGGAUGUCAAACUGACAGCGGCUAGCACAGACACACGGGCCACACCUGAGAGACAAGGUGGAGGGACAUUUGAAACAACAAAUAAUAAAACUCUUGCAAGUGACCAAUCAAAGGACAGCUCUUCUGCUGCACCUGAGGCUGUAACAGGAGAUGCGGUUACCGCGGGCGACAGCUCAGGUGUGGGCAGAGGUGAGGAGGGCGUGGAGGUAGAGCCGGAGCAUCUCAGUGAAUGUCAGAGCAACAAGAUGACCUCAGUCAUAGUGAGUGUUCAGGGGAGCAGUGAGGCAGAGGAUGAUGAUGAUGAUGCUGCUGCAGAGGCGAGGGGAGAGGAAGUGAGUGGUGACAAUCAACCUGUUCCCACAACAACACAACACCCUGGCAGUCAGACUGCUGCCGGUGCAACAGAGAAUCCCAGGAAGGUGAUUGUGACAGAAGUGACCAUCAACUCCCUGACAGUGACGUUUAAAGAAGCCACAGUGGCCGAAGGCUUCUUUAAAGGUUAUUGAAUGAAGAAACAGAGAGAAAGGAGAUGAGAAUAACCAUAAUAAGACUUACCACUCAUUUUUACUGUAAAUAGUUGUGUAUGUAAGAUAAUUCCACAUGUUUACAAAGCUACACUCAUUUCCUACUGGGUUCAAUGAAGACAUUAUUGCCUUUGAAUAAAAAAUGAGUGGUAAUUUUAUCAUUGUGGCUCAUUUAUUAGGUGUGAUAGGACGCCCAGGGCCCCAGAAAUGUGCUAAAACAGGCUCCAUUUUUGGGGCUGCUGGGUUUUACUGAGAGCAUGAGGCAGAUGGUGAGACAGCAGUUGAAACAUUAUUACUUCCAUGCAGCUAUUUUUUUCCAGCCGUCCUCGGUGCUUUCCAGCAAGACAUUGGUCUCACUCAGAUCUGUACCGGGGCCUGUUUCAGUCGCUCCUCUUUCUUACGAAUAAUGUUUUGUAAAAAAAAAAUUGCUUUUUUUUUUUUUCUUCUUUUCCAGUAUUCGCACAGAGCUAACCGCAUGCCCUGUCAGUCUGUGCCACAUAAUGCACAAAGCCCUGUCCUGUGCUUUAUUGAAGAGGUUUAUUUCUGUCACAAAAGAAAUGAAACAAAGGAAAGAAUUAAUGCCUGACGCUUAGAUGAAGUUCUGCAUUUCAAGGAGGAUGGAUGCACUAAAGAAGUACACAGUUGUGUUUGCCGUCCGUCUGUCGCUUUACUUUUCAAGUAUGAAAUGCUACCUGGUUCUAUUUUUGUAUUACCAAUUGAUAGUCCACUCUUUUCUCUAGCCUUUGUGCAUUUCAAAAGAGCAGAUAUCAUCUUACACUGCCGCUGUUGAUGCUGUGUAGGGUAAUGUACAAAUGGAAGCAUACUGUGUGUACGUUAGGUCAGACAGUAGUGAGCUAUUAUUUAUUGCAUGUCAUAUGAUAAGCUAUGAGCUUAACUAACUUAUGUCACUUCUGUGUCUGAAGCUGUCUUUCUCUGACAAACAUGUUUUGUCAAAAAUGUCUUCUCUUGGAAAACAAAUUUUUAUUUUGACUGCAUUUCCAUUAAAUAUGUAGUAAAACUGC
Molecule: messenger RNA, 2444 nt
Organism: Sphaeramia orbicularis (orbiculate cardinalfish)
Lineage: Eukaryota; Metazoa; Chordata; Actinopteri; Kurtiformes; Apogonidae
Gene: cbx7a
Product: chromobox homolog 7a
Exons: 6
Coding region: 262-1404 (380 amino acids)
Biological process (GO): negative regulation of transcription by RNA polymerase II
Cellular component (GO): PRC1 complex
Source: RefSeq, a predicted model, not a curated record